AGUGGAGAGAGAUUGGGGGUCAGGGCUAUUAGAAGCGCCCUGACCCCCAACCUGCUGUGGAGUCCCCCUGGAGAAGUAAAGUCCGUCCAUGAAACGACGAAGGAAAAGGGCUUACUGAAGGAACUCCUGAGGACCCAGAAGUACAGCCCUGUCCGGAAGUACUGCCUUGGUGACGUCGGCGUGGCCUAUGAGCCCAUGGCCUACAAGGAUGCUUCCUGCUUUGGCAAGACCAGCAUUGGGACCCCACCACAGAACUUCCUGGGCCUUUCUGAUACGGGUUCUUCCAGCCUGUGGGUGCCCUCUGUCUACUGCCAGAGCCAGGCCCGCACUGACCACGCCCACUUCAAUCCCAGGCAGCCCUCACCCACUCUGCCAACAGACAGACCUUCUCCCUGCAUGCGGUAUGGCAGCGGCAGCCUCACCGGCUUCUUCACACUCUGAUGGUGAGUGAUGCUGUCUGUCCAGAGCAUCCAUGCCCCCAACCAGAAGUUCAACCUGAGUGAGAACGGGCCGGCCAACUUCAUCUACUUGAAGUUUGAAGGCAUCACGAGCAGGGCCUACCCUGCUCUGGCCAUGCGUGAGGCCACCACAGCCCUACAGGGCCUGCUGCAGGAGGGUGCCCUCACCAGCCCAGUCUUCAGCGUCUACCUCAGCAAGUGCCAGCAGGGGUCUCAGGACGGGGGAGCAGUCACCUCUGAGGGUGUGGACAACAGGCUGUACGUGGCGCAUCUCCUAGGCCCCAUCACCCUGGAGCUCCACUGGCAGAUCGGUGCUGAGGAGAGAAUGCACCCUGACUCUGUGGCUGUAGCUGUUUGCCCCUCAGUGGUGGGGAAAGCCCACCUUCCAGCUGAUCUGGGUUGGAGGGUGCUGAGGCUGUUCAUCUCCACACCAUUCAGGUUCCUCAUUGGUGGCCAGGCCUCCUGCUGGUGCUCCCAGGGCUGCCAGGCCAUCAUGGACACAGGUACAUCUUUGCUCACUGUGCCCCAGCAAUAUGUGAGUGCCCUUCUGCAGGCCACGGGGACCCAGGAGGACCAGUACGGACAGUUUCUUGUGGACUGUAACAGCACCCAGAACCUGCCCACCUUCUCCUUUAUCAUCAGUGGUGUGCAGUUCUCUCUGCCACCCUCCUCCUACAUCCUCAACCUAAUGCUGCCCGGUUGUGUUGUGCAGAACAAUGGCUACUGCACUGUGGGGGUCAAACCCACCUACUUGGCCUCCCAGAAUGGCCAGCCCCUGUGAGUCCUCCGGGACGUCUUCCUCAGGUCCUACUAUUCUGUCUACGGCAUGGGCAACAACAGGGUGGGUUUCGCCACUGCCACCUAGACUCAGUGCCUGGCCCCCUGAGCUCUCUUCUUCCUCUCGGCCCCGCACCCUGCAGGGGAUUCUCUCUGUGCUUCUUUGGAUUCAGCCUUCCUUUUCUGGACUCUCAACUUUCUCUCCUAAUAGAUGAUUCUUCUCCAUGUUGGCCAGCUCAUGGUUUUUAGAGGGGAGUUGCAGCCUGUAGGGCAGUUCCUGGGCUCAGGCAAUGGGAGAGAGAGAGCCAGGGGCAGAUUUGCCUCUGCUGGACCACGUUCUCCCCGAGGUGCUAGGAGGUUUCUGGAUGGGUCACUGAGGUUCUAAGAGAACUGGGGCAUAAGGUGAGGCUUGGGGAUGGGCCCUGUACCCCUCAGAGUCUCUUCACAGCUUCUCCCUGGAGAGGGAAGACAGUGGGUAGUGGCACAAGGCAGGGCAUUCUGUUCUGAUGGGCAAAGGAGCCCUACUCAACCUGGAAUGCUCUGCUGACCUAAUAUCCCAAAAGUACAAGCAGAAUUAGCCCAUGCAUGUCCACACGCAUGUCUCCAUGUUUGUCCACUAGCUGUAUGACUAGGAGUCCAGUGCGUUCCAGCCUAGGCCUCCGCCUCCUUCUCUGUGAUAAGUUUGCACUAGGAGAUUUCUGAGGAAUGCUGGAUGCCUCUGUGUACUUGUAACAGUCAUGGGUCCUUUAGCAAGGAGGGUGAUGCCACCAGACCCUGUUUCCAGGAAAACUUCAGAAGGUCUAGGCGGAGUUAAACUGAUCUUCUUUUCAUCCAAACCCUUAUGUCCCAGGGCUUGUAUCUGAAGAAGGGCUGGCCCUCAAUGGUGGGUAGGAGGAAUAGCUACCUGAAUCACAUGGAAAUCAAACCCACUUGCUCUAACCAACUGAGCAAGAGGUCUUGUCCCUCUGGACUUCAUCCAUGUUCUCCUUAGGAGCCAUCCAGCAAAAGAUCCAGAAAGCUAGGGCAGCAUGGGAUGGGGAGGAGGAGGAGAAAGCAGAGUAUGAUGGUUCAGGACCCUGUAACUUCCAACAAGGAAAGUGGACAUGAAAGGAGAUCAGAACAUAUCUGAUUUUUGAUGGUGGUGGGGGGUACUAGCAAGCUCAGACUGAUGAGGCCCAAGUGUAGAGGCAGUAUAAAUCGAAAACUCAUAAUGGGAGAGGAGGUGGGUUCCAUUCUACACUCAUAUUUCUUUCACCUUGUCCUUGACCAGCUGACCCUAACCUUGUCCCUUACGCUCAGGGUCAAGGGUGAAAGCUCCAGAUCCAGUUCAGGUACCCUACUAUAAACCAGGAGGGUAACAGGUUUGCCACGGAGGAAUUUCUAUGGCAACAGCGCACCAUCUGGGACCCUACAUCUUUCCUAGA
Molecule: messenger RNA, 2659 nt
Organism: Equus caballus (horse)
Lineage: Eukaryota; Metazoa; Chordata; Mammalia; Perissodactyla; Equidae
Source: RefSeq, a predicted model, not a curated record